Molecule: messenger RNA, 1445 nt
Organism: Panicum virgatum (switchgrass)
Lineage: Eukaryota; Viridiplantae; Streptophyta; Magnoliopsida; Poales; Poaceae
Product: jacalin-related lectin 10-like
Exons: 3
Coding region: 82-1020 (312 amino acids)
Molecular function (GO): carbohydrate binding
Source: RefSeq, a predicted model, not a curated record
CAGGCAUCAGUCACACCAUAACCAUUCAUUACAUUGUUGUAGAGGAAGCCUAGACUGUUUUCAUCCACCAACAACGCAACCAUGGCAAACGAUCCAAAUUUCCAAAUCACUCCUUGUUCUGCACUUACGGAGUGCAACGAGCUCAAAUUCCAUGUGUACCUCUUCCAGAUAUUGUCAGGCCCGGAUCAAAACGAGGUAUUUUCCGUUACCAUAAGUGAGAAGUUUGGAUCCAUUGUUGCCUGCAACUGGGAAGUACGCGAUGGUCCUAGCAUCGAUGCGAAAAUUGUCGCUCGCGCACAGGGCCUGCAUGCCCAAGGUGGUCAGUGGUACAGUACAUUCAGCCUUGUGUUUGAGAAUGAAAGGUUUAAGGGGUCCACACUUCAGGUGAUGGGUACACCCGAUACAGUAACAGGUGAGUGGGCUAUUGUCGGAGGUACAGGAGAUUUCAGAAUGACAACCGGUGUGAUAAACAAAAGGUGGCUCGAGUUACGUGGUUCUACGAGAAUCAUAGAGCUUACUAUCCAUGGAUUUUGCCCCGUGCUCAAAGUGCAAACGGUGAGAGAACCAGGGUCGUCUAUUCAGAGCCUUGUCACAAAGGCUGGACUAUGUGGUGGAAACGAAGGGACUGAACUGGACGUAAAGGAAUUACCAAGUCGUCUAGAAAGUGUCACCAUCCGCAGUAGCAGUGCUAUUGAUUCAAUUGAAUUUUCUUACGUUGACCAAUCUGGCCGGAGAUGCACUGAAGGUCCAUGGGGUGGUGCCGGUGGUACUGCUCACCCUAUGGAUCUCGGCUCCAACGAGUUCGUCAAGGAAAUUUCUGGAACAUUCGACCGCUUUGACGAUAUCAUUUACAUAACCUCGUUCAAACUCGUUACCAACGAGAGGACUUUUGGACCAUGGGCUUGGCCGAAAGGAACACCUUUCAGCAUCAGUGCACCAGCUGGCAGCGCUAUCGUGGGCUUCUAUGCACGUGGCGGGCCAUUCCUCAAUGCCAUUGGUGUUUACCUCAAAUCACUAUGAGAAACAUCUAUCCGUCUCUGCUUUAUCUAUCACCAUCAGGGUGCAACUUUGCUUUGUGUGGUGUUGUUUUGUUUCCCGUACAAUAAAUUAGAUGUGGCGAUUGUUAGAUAAUUCUUGCGCGUUCACAUGUUCCUAGCUAGUUUGCUUUGCUGAAAAUAAGCUGAGCUCGUCAGUCUGUCACGAUGAGCACAUCUGUAGGCACCUGAUGCAUGCUCCGUCCACGCAAAGGUAGCCCGAGUCCUUAAAAGAGUUUUUGUUGCAGGGCGCACUGCACGUUACAUGGCCAUGGGAUGGCACAGCUGUUCCGGGAGCGUGCAGUACGCGACGUCGUGCGCGAUCAGGGCCACGGCUUAGUUGGUUUUAAGUUCAUUUUUAUAUAUUGCAAUCCAAGGGUCAGAAAAUCUGCUGUCUUUGAGCAGCACAAA